GGGAGCUAGCUGGUUGAGAAUUGUGCUAAAAAUCCUCCUCCCGUGGCCUUUGGAGGACAGUGAAGUCAUUUGAGAAGGAGGAGAAGAAGACACGUCCAGAUCAUCAUCCCUGAUAGUUUUACACAGUUUCUGCAGAGGAAAAUAAACGGCGCUGGCUUUCCCGUCGAUCCGAUCCAGACCCCGCCGGCUAUCUUAAUCAUUCUUCCUUCAGAUCUUACAUGGUUUUGCCUUUCUGAGCAGCCAUCGCCGACCCUUUUGUGGGCAUUUAUCCCCCCUCCAUCCUACCCCCCCUCUCUCUCACACACACACCGUUAAAUUAAAGGAUGCCGGAUCAAAUAUCGGUGUCCGAGUUUCUCUCGGAGACAACAGAGGAUUACAAUUCUCCGACGACGUCCAGCUUCACCACCCGCAUGCAGAGCUGCAGGAACACAGUGAAUGUGCUGGAGGAGGCACUGGAUCAGGAUCGAACUUCUCUGCAAAAGGUGAAGAAAUCAGUGAAGGCAAUCUACAAUUCAGGUCAAGAUCAUGUGCAGAAUGAAGAAAAAAACACCCAGGCUCUGGAUAAGUUUGGUAGCAACUUCAUCAGCAGGGACAACCCUGACCUGGGGACAGCUUUUGUCAAGUUCUCCUCUCUCACCAAGGAGCUGUCAGCCCUGCUGAAGAACCUGCUACAGAGCCUCAGCCACAAUGUGAUCUUCACCCUGGACUCGUUGCUCAAGGGGGAUUUGAAAGGCGUGAAAGGGGACUUAAAGAAGCCUUUUGACAAAGCGUGGAAGGACUAUGAGGCUAAGUUUACAAAGAUAGAGAAGGAGAAGCGGGAGCACGCCAAGCAGCACGGGAUGAUCCGCACCGAAAUCACUGGGGCCGAGAUCGCAGAGGAUGAGAAAGAGCGGCGCUUGUUCCAGCUGCAGAUGUGCGAGUACCUGAUCAAAGUAAACGAGAUUAAAACUAAGAAAGGAGUAGACCUCCUGCAAAACCUGAUUAAGUAUUACCACGCACAGUGCAAUUUCUUCCAAGAUGGCUUGAAGACAGCAGAUAAGCUGACAUACAUCGAGAAGCUGGCGGCUGAUCUCUACAACAUAAAGCAAACUCAGGACGAGGAAAAAAAACAGCUGACUGCUUUGCGGGAUCUGAUCAAGUCCUCCCUCCAGUUGGACCAGAAGAAGAGCCACUACCUCCACUUGAGCCAGAUUUUUCACCCCUCUCCCUUCUAUCUCCUUUUUACUGCUUUCUGCUUGUCUGGAAUCAAGUCUAGAAGAGACUCGCAGAGUAAGCAAGGUGGCUACAGCAUGCACCAGCUGCAGGGAAACAAAGAGUUUGGUAGUGAGAAGAAAGGCUACCUGCUGAAGAAGAGUGACGGGCUGAGGAAGGUGUGGCAGAGGAGGCAGUGCUCGGUGAAGGGAGGCAUCCUCACCAUUUCUCAUGCCACAUCCAACAGGCAGCCUGUCAAACUCAACCUGCUCACCUGCCAGGUGAAGCCCAGCUCUGAGGACAGAAAAUGCUUCGACCUAAUUUCACAUAACCGGACAUAUCACUUUCAAGCUGAAGACGAACAAGAGUUUGUCAUAUGGAUCUCCGUGCUCACCAACAGCAAAGAGGAGGCUUUAAACAUGGCUUUCCGAGGUGAGCAGAGCAGCGGCGGGGAGGACGGAUUAGAGGACUUGACUAAGGCCAUCAUAGAAGACGUGCUACGCAUGCCAGGCAACGAGAUCUGCUGUGACUGCGGAGCUUCAGAGCCGAAGUGGCUGUCCACCAACCUGGGUAUCCUGACCUGCAUCGAAUGCUCUGGGAUCCACCGUGAGAUGGGCGUCCACAUCUCCCGCAUCCAGUCCAUGGAGCUGGACAAGCUGGGGACCUCAGAACUGUUGUUGGCCAAGAAUGUAGGAAACAGUAGUUUCAAUGAAAUCAUGGAGGCCAACCUCCCCUCCCCUUCUCCAAAACCCAACCCCUCAAGUGACAUGACGGUGAGGAAGGAGUUCAUCAACGCCAAGUACGUGGACCACAAGUACGCGAAGAAGACGUGCACGUCGGCGGCGGCCAAGAUGAUCGAGUUGUUUGAGGCCAUCCAGACCCGGGACCUGCUGGCUCUCAUUCAGGUCUACGCCGAGGGGGUGGAGCUGAUGGAGCCGCUGCCUGAGGCAGGACCGGAAGCUGGAGAGACAGCUCUGCACUACGCUGUCCGGACCUCUGACCAGACCUCUCUGCAUCUGGUGGACUUCCUUGUGCAGAACAGUGGUAACCUGGAUAAGCAGACCGAGUGGGGGAACACCGCCCUGCAUUACUGCUGCAUGUACGAAAAGCCCGAGUGCCUCAAGUUGCUCUUGAGAGGCAAGCCGGCCACCGACAUCGCCAAUCAGAACGGAGAGACGGCCCUGGAUGUUGCCAGGCGACUGAGGAACACUCAGUGCGAGGAGGCACUCGUCCAGGCUGCAGAAGGGAAGUUCAAUCCUCACAUCCAUGUGGAGUACGAGUGGAGCCUCAGACUGGAGGAGAUGGACGAGAGCGACGACGACCUGGACGACAAGCCUAGUCCCAUCAAGAAGGACCGCUCUCCCCGACCGCAGAGCUUCUGCCACUCCUCCAGCUUGUCGCCCCACGACAAGCUCCUGCCCGGCUUCAUCAGCCAGAGGGAUAAGCAGCAGCGGCUCUCCUACAGCGCCUUCACCAACCAGAUGUACAGCGCCUCCACCGACCUCAGCUCCUCCCCAGUGGCUGACGGGCCGCCGCUGCCGCCCAGGAACCAGGGCAAAGCUCCUCCCCCAUCUGGCCCUCCCUCCACACUCACACCAGGAGGCAGCUCCACCCUGUCCAAGAAGAGACCUCCGCCCCCACCUCCUGGACACAAACGCACCUUGUCCGACCCACCCAGCCCGCUCUCUCACAGUCCGCACAGUAAAGGGGGCGCAGUAAUCGGGGGAAGUGACUCCACCCCUCCACCAGUCAGUAAGAUGUCCCCGUCCAACAAGUUUGAAGGCAUUCCUCAGCAGCAAAGCACUACUUCAAGCAACACGAAGUCAACACUUGGUCCAAGGGUUCUUCCCAAACUACCUCAAAAAGUGGCGUUGAGAAAAAUCGACACCAUCCACCAUCCGUCUGUGGACAAGCCCAGCCUUCCUCCAGAGGUCUUCCAGAAGUCUCCGCCUCCAACCGAAACCGCACACAAGGCGCCCCUGGCUGACAGACCCCAGCUGAGCGACCUGCCGCCCAAACCGCAGGUUUCCGAACUUCCCCCGAAGCCGGGAGAACUUCCUCCCAAGCCGCAGCUCUCCGACCUCCCCCCUAAGCCCCAGCUGGGCGACCUGCCGCCCAAACCUCAGCUCAAAGACCUUCCCCCCAAGCCGCACCUGGCGGACCUGCAUCCCAAACCGGGGACGUCCGAGUCUGCACCCCGGCCCCCUGCUGGGGAUUCAACGGCGCAGAGGCCGCAAACGCAGCCGCCCCCGCCACCUCAAACGCAGCCGCAGCAGCAAGACUCGCCAUCGCCCAACCAGCAGGUGGCGAACAUAGCGACUCCAUCACAGCAAACCGCAGAGGACACUAACGGGACACCGCCAGGGACCGCAGAGACUCCGGUGCCCCCAAGGAAGAUCAAUACAGGUAAGAAUAAAACCCGGCGGGUGAAGACAAUCUACGACUGUCAGGCGGACAACGACGACGAGCUGACAUUCGCUGAAGGAGAGGUGAUCAUAGUUACAGGAGAAGAGGACCAGGAGUGGUGGAUCGGACACAUUGAAGGAGAUCCGGACAGAAAAGGCGUGUUCCCCAUGUCUUUUGUUCACAUCCUGAGUGACUGACAGCCAGACUUGCACUACGUCUCUCCCUAACGUGGGAUUUAAUGUAAAUAAAUACCUUAUCACACAGUAAAACCCCUGGUCACACAGCAGGUGUCCUGAAGAAAACAAAGUAAUGAAGAAAACCAAGAAGGCUCAUCCACGCUGUACAAAGAAUGUGUGUAUUUCUCCUCUACCAGUAUUAUCUUAACCCUUAUAGCAUGGCCGAGACAGAGCCACUCAAAACAAAACCCUAGCACUUACCUAGAAGUCUAUGUUUAUGCUGUUCCUGUGUAUAUAUGUAUGUAAAUAUAUAUGUGUGUGAGUGUACAUACAUGUUUUAUUGUACAAAACAUGUACCUGCUCUCUGCCUGUCCGAGGUUGGUAGAGCGUGAAUUUUAUCUGUAUUACUUUCACCGGUCCUCGAGUAAUUAUCAGCUUAUAUUUCUGUGGGGUUGGCAGAGUGGGGCAGGAGGGACAGAUAUGAAAUUGAAUGUGAAAUAGGUCAUGUCAUUAUUUGUCUUGCAUCCCUGUUUACCACCAUAGUUGACUGAAGAGGCAGGGGUCUCCCGCCAAUCCUCCCCCGAAACGGGGGAAAGUAUUCUCAUCAAGUGUACUCCUUGUUCUUGCUUGCUUUUUUGUGUGUUACACGUAUUAUGAUUGUUUUACCGUACAAAAACCUGCUGCUACUUUGUGGUGGAUUUAAAAAAGAAAAAAAAACAUUCAAAAGCCCGUGGUUCACUGUAGGUCACUAAUUUUACUCCUUGUUACACUGUCCACCCGUACGUAUGCUCUGUGUGUUGAAAACCGACCAUCUCAGCUUUUCCUUGAUGAAACGACGACUGGAAACGAGUGGAGUGCAAAGUUCAAACACUCACCUCAGGGUUUGAAAAGCCACUAUAGCAGGACUACACAGAAAAAAAAGGAGCGGUAUAUCCUGUUGUUUUAAGCCACUAUCGACCAUAUGUAUGGGAAUCUCAACAGGACAUCUUAGCAAUAAUGUUUUUUUCACAGGCUAGAAGUUUCAGAACCUGUGUUCACAUUUCAGUGUCUUGUAAAACCUCAUGAGCUUGAAUUUUGUUCAGUUUUUUUAAGUUUGAAAUCAUUCCUUGUUACUGGAGAACAUUUCCAGGUUGCCUGUGAACCAGAAAUGUCUUUUAGAUGAAGGUUGUGGAGACUAUGUAUUUUCACCCAGUCCUCACUGACGUACAGUUCUUCCCAUGUUAAGGAACAAACCCAUCAACCCAUUGUAUCAUUAAAAGUGCUGUACCGAAACAAUGA
Molecule: messenger RNA, 5051 nt
Organism: Poeciliopsis prolifica (blackstripe livebearer)
Lineage: Eukaryota; Metazoa; Chordata; Actinopteri; Cyprinodontiformes; Poeciliidae
Gene: asap1b
Product: ArfGAP with SH3 domain, ankyrin repeat and PH domain 1b
Biological process (GO): positive regulation of GTPase activity
Cellular component (GO): cytoplasm
Molecular function (GO): GTPase activator activity; protein binding
Source: RefSeq, a predicted model, not a curated record